Xyrauchen texanus (razorback sucker) is the source of this 4230-nucleotide messenger RNA. It is a transcript of the gene fbxl3a, whose product is annotated as F-box and leucine-rich repeat protein 3a. Gene Ontology annotation, biological process: regulation of cell cycle; G2/M transition of mitotic cell cycle; entrainment of circadian clock by photoperiod. The transcript has 5 exons. Gene Ontology annotation, cellular component: nucleus; SCF ubiquitin ligase complex; cytosol. Gene Ontology annotation, molecular function: protein binding. Lineage: Eukaryota; Metazoa; Chordata; Actinopteri; Cypriniformes; Catostomidae. The coding region runs from base 326 to 1621 and encodes 431 amino acids. The record is from RefSeq and is a predicted model, not a curated record.
AGCAGCACUGUGCUGCUCAUUCUCGUCGUCUCUAGACAACAACGUCGCCAUUUUCAGCGCUGGGACUCUGGAAAUCUCCCGCGGCACAGCAGAAGUAGGUCAACCUGCAACAUAGCGAGAUAUACGCACACAGUCUCCUGAGAAAACGAGAUAAAGCUGAAGAAAUUGAGCUCCUCUGCGUCCAGUGCGUCUGCUCCCAUCCGGUCUGAUGUUUUCAGGUUCGGGCUGACAAUAAGACGAAUAAGCAGGAUUGUAUUUGUUUUUCACUGUUUGCGAGCUGAGCUGAGGUUGUUACAUGCAAAACAGCUUUCUUUUACCCUGAAGAAUGAAAAGGAGGUUGAGUAGAGAUGGUGAGGACAGUACCUCCUCCUGUGAGGGACUGACAGAGAUCUGCAAGAGAGUCAAACAGCCGGCUGAAGAGUCUGGAGAGCUGAUAUCCAACUGGGUUCGACUCCCCCAAGAGAUCCUGCUUCAUGUCUUUCAGUACCUGCCUCUACUGGACCGUGCUUUUGCCUCGCAGGUUUGCCGUGACUGGAACCAGGCCUUCCAUAUGCCGGAGCUGUGGAGAUGCUUUGAGUUUGAACUCAAUCAACCAGCCAGCUCUUACCUGAAGGCCACGCAUCCUGAUCUUAUAAAGCAAAUCAUAAAGCGUCACUCCAAUCAUUUACAGUAUGUCAGCUUCAAGGUGGACAGCAGUACAGAAUCAGCAGAGGCUGCAUGCGAUAUCUUAUCUCAACUGGUGAACUGCUCACUGAAGACCCUUGGGCUCAUCUCCACUGCACGACCAAGUUUCAUGCAGUUACCGAAGUCCCACUUCAUCUCUGCACUGACAGUGGUGUUUUUCAACUCCAAGUCUCUUUCGUCUCUGAAGAUUGAUGACACGCCAGUGGACGAUCCUUCACUCAAGGUUCUAGUGGCAAAUAACAGUGACACACUCAAGCUGUUAAAGAUGAGCAGCUGUCCACACGUUUCUCCUGCAGGUAUUCUGUGUGUAGCUGAUCAGUGUCAUGGUCUGAGAGAACUGGCUCUCAACUACCACCUACUGAGUGACGAACUACUCCUGGCGCUCUCCUCAGAGAAACACGUGCACCUCGAGCACCUCCGCAUCGAUGUGGUGAGCGAGAACCCUGGUCAACAGUUUCACACCAUAAAGAAGAGCAGCUGGGAUGCCAUGGUGCGCCAUUCACCCAAGUUCAACCUGGUCAUGUACUACUUCCUGUAUGAAGAUGAGUUCGGGCCCUUCUUUCGUGACGAGAUCCCAGUCACACACCUCUACUUCGGCCGAUCCGUCAGUAAAGAUGUGCUCGGCCGUGUCGGCAUGAACUGCCCACGACUGGUGGAGCUGGUGGUGUGUGCCAAUGGUCUUCGUCCUUUGGAUGAGGAGCUGAUUCGUAUCGCUGAUCGCUGCCAAAACCUGUCGGCCAUCGGACUGGGCGAGUGCGAGGUGUCCUGCAGCGCUUUUGUGGAGUUCGUGAGGAUGUGCGGACGUCGCCUCUCUCAGCUUUCUAUCAUGGAGGAGGUGCUUAUCCCAGACCACAAAUACAGCCUGGAUGAUAUCCACUGGGAGGUGUCCAAGCACUUGGGGCGUGUUUGGUUUCCAGAUAUGAUGCCUACGUGGUGAAAUGCACUUUGGCUAUUUCAAACGAUCUUUGAAAUUAGCUUUGUCUAUAUGAACUAAAUGGCUUUUUGUUUGUGGUUUCUUUGACAUGUUUCACCGUUAUUGUUGACUUUGUAUAUAGAUUUGAGUUGUGAAGGAAUUUACAUCUAUGACUGUGGAGUAUUGUUUCAUUGGCUGGUUGGUGCAAAUCUCACAAAAACAUAUUUUCUUUUGAUUUUAGAAUGAAACAAGAUAUUAUAUUUUGCUUAAAGAAAAGGAAGCCAAUUUUAGGACUCUUAAGAACAUUUUCCCCCACAAAUGUUUGUAUGUUUGUAAUUUCCAUUUUUCUCAGUGAUGAUACAUUGCUGUAAUAUAUAAUUGUUUUACGAUAAUUUACUUACUAAUUUAAACCGAUUUAAAAACAAAGGCAAAUUUUAAAUGCAAAAUAAAUGUACUUUUUAAAUAGAUUUUUAAUAGAUUUAAUUAAUAUUCUAGUAAAGAGAAUUAGAUAUUUGCAGUAUGGUAAUGAGACAUAUCUGUCAUCACAAUAAUAUCCAAAAUAAUGCGGGUCCUAUAAAUGGUCUUCAAAUAUGCAUUUUAAGGUGAAAUAUGACUCCACCAUCUACUUCACCGAUAGCACCCUUUUUCCAUUUUUGUUUUUAAGAAGCCUCCGUUGGAUGUUUUCUUCAUGAAACUAAGCAGAUGAAAGCUGUACAAGCCAUGCCAUGUAUAUACUGUUAUGUAUAAAAUAAAUAAUACUAAUCCAAGAGGAAAAACUAAUUCAGUUUUGAAUGAAAGCGGAAAACUGUUUUAUUAGUUGAGGUUAUAGUCGAGAGUUAAAACCGAUAUUCAUCGCUCAUAUAUUUAAAUUCAGAUUUCGAAUGGACUCUUUGUCCUUGUUGAUGGUCUCAUCAGAUGCUCAUCUAUCUCUACAUAAUUCACUAUUACAUUACAAUGUAGCGGUUUAGAUCAGGGUGUGUUCAAUGGCUAAACGUUCUGCUGUCAAAACCACAGAUGUGGAUCACGUAGUUCAAUGCUUUGACGUGGAUUAAGCAAAUUAAUACAUUUUCACAGUGCAAAACUGCAUUGCAUUAAACUUUAAGAUGGUAUAUCACAUUUAGUUUUUUACUCUGCAAACUUUUUGUGUAGUUCAGCAUAUUGCUAAGAUGGAUAUCAGUGGGAAUUUCUAAACGGCUCCCUCUAGUAGCAUGGAAAGCCAUAAACCUUUAGUGAGAGUGAGCGAGUGGCUUUCCCUCACUAAUUAGUGGCCUUGCUUGUGUGAUACAUGGUAAGAUCACAAGUUAAAGUGUGCAAAGCAAAUUUGGUUUGGCAACAGUCUUUGUCGUGUAGCUAUGAACUUGGUUUAUGUAGAUAAUUAACUGUAUUUUAUAAUGUGAUUAAGACAUUUUGUAUAACUAAAUAUAUUUGGUAUUACUGUGCUUUUGUACAAAAAAUAAUUUCUGUAUGGUGCAUAAUAUGCACUUUAUAUAUACCACAUCUAAAUAUUUCUUUCUGGUGGUUAAGCAAGCAUGGAAAUGGGGAUGCCAAAUAACAUAAAAUAGCUUAUUUUAGAAAUCUUGUUGGGUAUGUUCGAGUAGGUCAGAGUGGAAUGAAAUGAAAGGAUGUUUGGUUAACAUUACACUUUUGUCUUCGAAUGGGGAAAGAAAUUGCUAAUCAGUUUUAAGAAUACAGUGAACCAUUGACUGGUUUCUAUUAGAUUGCAUAAAGAAAGUUGUGAGAAUUGGCUUUGCAGACAUGAUGAACUGAGCAGGAUACAACUAUAUAAUGAAUUUGUUGAUAUGCAUCCAAUGCUUGCGUAGUUGCAAGCUAACGUACAAUAUAUGUAUGUUAAACUGCCUGCAUUCAAACACACCCCUUUAUUUCUGAUCAUGCAUGUGAGUGUUAAAAGGAAAGCUUAAAGGAAGCAGUUCCUUUAAGAAGGAAGUCACAUGUAUCUGUAUAUAAAAUGCUGUGUGUUAUAAAUAGAAAUGCUUAUGUCUCUUGCACCCUCUGUCGAGGUUUGAAGUGUUUCUGUGUUGAUCUCUUUCAUAUAUGAGUGGGAUUAGUUACUAAAUGGCUUUUUGUACUCUUGUAAUUAUAUUUGAUCAGUGUAAUUUAUUGAUAUAUUUUUUAUUAAUCAGUUUAUAUUGAUGGUUUAAAUUUGGGUCAUGCUUCUUGUUGAUUGAUAUGCCUAUAAAAAUUGUACUAAAAGUUAAUGGCAUGUAAUAGAGUGGCAUUUAACUUGAAUUUUUAACUCAUCCAGAAUUAAAGUUGACAUGUAUUAACUUUUGGAAAUUGUAAAAGCACCUAAAUAAAGCAGCAUUCAUUAUGGUACAUUAUUACAAAAAAGGAUGUGAUAGAAUAUGUUCGACUUCUGGGCUAUCAUUAGAGAUUUCAGCAUUAAAAUAACAUAAUCUGACUUUGAGUGAGUGCUGGAGAACAUUUUUAACUUCAAAUUAAGAUCAGAAAACUGCAGUCUGUACAAAUACAGAAGCAGUAAAGCAAGUGCUGAUGUUUUCCUAAGCAAUUGAGCAAAUUGCUUGUGUUGCAAAUUUGGAAGUACCAUAUUUAUUUGUCAUAAAAAUGUGAUUAUAACAUUAUCUGUUGUUUAAAUAAAGAGCAAUCUAAACGUC